Messenger RNA from Branchiostoma floridae (Florida lancelet), 2000 nucleotides. RefSeq names its product DNA-directed RNA polymerase III subunit RPC3-like. The transcript has 16 exons. Lineage: Eukaryota; Metazoa; Chordata; Leptocardii; Amphioxiformes; Branchiostomatidae. Gene Ontology annotation, biological process: DNA-templated transcription. The coding region runs from base 44 to 1681 and encodes 545 amino acids. Gene Ontology annotation, cellular component: RNA polymerase III complex. The record is from RefSeq and is a predicted model, not a curated record. Gene Ontology annotation, molecular function: single-stranded DNA binding.
GGAGGCGGUUUGUUUAUGUGAGUCUGUGCUUAGGCUAAACAGCAUGGCUCAGUCUCAGGUGCGGUUGGGCGGCCUGCUUUUACAACAUCAAUAUGGAGAGAUUGUGGAGAAUGUCGGCACUUUCUUGGCUUCCAAGGGAUCUUUUGCACUCAGGGAUAUCACAGAUGGCACCAAACUGGGAGUGAAUGAGGUAAAGAAAGCUUUGUGUGUAUUGAUCCAACAUAACAUGAUGGACUUUGAAAAGAACAGACGUGGUCUAAUUGAGUACACUGUUCACAUCAACAAGGUGCUACUCAUCACAAGAUAUCCCAGAUAUAUCUACUGUGCCAAGACACUGUAUGGAGAUGUGGGUGAGUUCCUUGUGGAGGAACUGCUGAGUCAUGGACAGAUGCUGAUGAGCCAGGUGUGCAGGAGGGUGUCUGAUCGCAUUACACAGGCUUUGGAAGAAGGCCAGUCGAUGGAUGAGUUCCAGGUGAGGAAGACAUUUGUUGAGCUUGUGAAGACACACUUCUUACAGAGAGUGGCAUCACCUCCAUCAGACAGCGGAGACAAUGCAGAUUCAGAGACAGAACUGCAGGUCAUGGAGAAAGAGAUGUUCCUCAUUCCACCUGCCAUGGAUAUCGAUUAUAGUAAAGUUCACUCCAGUGUGACUUCUAGCAGCAAAAGGAAAAGAGAAGAUGGGGAGGAGGGCGACAAGGUUGCUAAGAGACCUCGCAGUACAUCUCCUCUGUCUGAUGAAAAAAAUGAGGAUGCUCCAGACAAAGGUGUUUAUUGGCACGUCAACUUCACCAGAUUUCACCAGUUUUUCCGGGACCAGUCGGUCCUGUCUGCUGUCAAUAGUAAGAUAGACAGGUAUGCGUGUGAAAUCGUACGGACAAUGUUGCGCAUCAGUGAGAAAACAACAGUGCCCUUAGCACCGACCACACAUCCCAUGUCAUCUCAUGAGAUCUUCCAAAACUUGCCACCAGAGCUGGACUUAAACAGGCAGACUCUUGGGGAGUAUUUGACUCUGUUAGCUGAAGACAAGACAGAGAUUGUGAACAAAGCAGGAGAGAGUGGAGGAGGAAUGUACGUCCUCAAUAUGCAAAAAGCACUGGAGACCCUUUGCAAAGCCAGCAUUGAAUCUGUUGUGCAAGAAAGAUUCGGGUCCAAGUGUUCACGAAUUUUCCGUCUGUUACUGAUGAAACGUCACCUAGAGCAGAAACAGGUUGAGGAUAUGGCCAUGAUUCCAGCCAAGGAAGCUAAAGAACUGCUGUACAAGUUGUUCUCUGAGAACUUUGUUACCAUGCAGGAAAUCCCAAAAACUCCAGACCAUGCGCCGUCUCGGACUUUUUACCUGUUCGGCAUCAACAUGCACCAGGUCAGCAGGAUGCUGCUGGACAGGUGUUACAAGGCAAUGGGGAACCUCAUCAGCAGGAGAGAGCACGAGAACACAGAGAACAGGCGGCUAGUUGAGAAGUCUCAGAGAGUGGAUGCCAUUGCUGCAUCCCUGCAGAGCUCUGGUGCUGACACCACACAGAUGUCUGAAGUGGAGGAGAUGAUCACCCCUCCCGAGAGACAACAGCUCAACAAGCUCAAACAUGACAUCAGCAAAUUAGAACAGAGUGAACUUCAGCUGGACGAGACUAUUUUUCUGCUGGAGAGUUACCUCCCAGGUUCAGCGGCAAUGGUCAUGUACUAGACAAUUGACAUAUACCCGGUAGGAUAUCAGAAGAUUGUACAGCCAUGUACUUGACUGACUUCUGAGUUGUGACAAAAAUGUAUCCAUCUGAUAGCUAAGAAAAAAAAAAUGCAACCAGAAAGAAUCCAAGCAUGACUUAAUACAUUGUGACAGUUACAACUUACUGUACAAUGUACUUUUUUAAAAACAUUCAAUAUCAUAGUUAUUACAUUCUUUGCUGCUUUCUGCAAUGUUUGUUUCAACCUUAUUGACAUAAUGAGAAUCACAAAUCAUUUGAUGGUUCUCCAUGUCAUUGUACGUUUUCAAUUUCGUGAUUGUU